AUGUUCCAAAUAUAUGCACUGUUAAGUCCAAAAGCUGCACAUGAUCUAGUUUGGAACAGAUUUUCAAAAAGAAAACAAAAGCUGGGUGGCAAUAUCUCUCUUGAUCUGGCCCUUGAGUUUUUGAACAGAAUUUUCAAAGAUGUUGUCAAAAAACUUGGACCUAAUGCCAGUACAAAGUCCAUCAACAGAAUUUGCCAUGUUAUGGGUGUAACGAAACAGCUAAUGGAAAAUUUUGACAGUUCAAUGUUGUUGUACAAGCGCUCUGGUAAACGCUUAUCGUGGAGUUCUUGA
Molecule: messenger RNA, 291 nt
Organism: Paramuricea clavata
Lineage: Eukaryota; Metazoa; Cnidaria; Anthozoa; Malacalcyonacea; Plexauridae
Source: the annotation of a GenBank genome assembly